Messenger RNA from Rotaria sp. Silwood2, 990 nucleotides. NCBI's taxonomy places the organism in Eukaryota, Metazoa, Rotifera, Eurotatoria, Philodinida, Philodinidae. The record is from the annotation of a GenBank genome assembly.
AUGGCUAAUGCUAAAAUAAAAUCUGAUGAAAAAGAUGAACAUGUAAUUGAAGAAGAGAUUGAAAAACGCAAACGAAAUGAAGAUAUUCCUGUUGAAUCACCUAGAAAAUAUAUCCAUCGUUCAGAUGGAAAUUGUUGUGCAACAACAGAAAUGAAAAAUAAUCCAUUAUCUGUUCCAUUUUGGAAGAAUCUAAAUCAUCGACAAUCAUCAUUUCAAUUUCAAACGCAUGAAAUUAGUUAUUUUUCAUUAUUUAAUCGAACAGAUGAUAAAGAAUGUUUUGAAGAUAAACGUUAUCUGCGCGUUUAUAAAUAUCCACUUGAAACACUCAAAGUUGAUUUUGAUUUAAAAGUUGGUGAAUCAGAUUUUGUUUUCGAAAAACAAAAUGAUACAUUAACUGAACCAUUUAAUCCUUCAAAACAAUUUGCUGGAGUAUUUCAAGCAACAAUAUAUUUUUAUCAUCUAUUAUAUGGUGCUGAAAUGGAUUGUGUAGUGGAAAAAUCAUUAUCGAUAACUGAACAUAUUGAACUUAAAGUUUGUGCUGGAAGAUCACUCGAUGAUCUGCCAUUUAAAUAUAAUCGAAAAUUUGCUAAAUGGUGGAUUCAGUGUUUUCUUGUUGGUAAUAAAUAUUCUUUUUUUUUAUUUUCUUGUAUAAUUUAUUUUGAAAAGUUUAAUAUAUGUGUACGUAUUAAAGGUAUUAAAACAAUAGUGAUUGGUUUACGUAAUAAUAAUGGUAUCGUUAGUAGUCUUGCACCACUCAAUAUAACAGAUAUUGAAAAAGCAACAUGUACAUGGCCUCGUCAAUCAUUCUUCAAUUUCUUUUUACUUUUUGCUCAAUUUCUUAAACAACAUGUUACAAAUGAAUACUCACAUACUCAUAAAGAUGUUGUUCUAUUUCGCUUUUUAUCAUCGUCUCAAACAAUUACAACGACAAAAUCAUCUGAUUCAAAAUAUCAUUUUCGUCCUGAUUGGUUUUUCAAUCAAUUUAUUUAA